Molecule: messenger RNA, 3510 nt
Organism: Tetrahymena thermophila SB210
Lineage: Eukaryota; Ciliophora; Oligohymenophorea; Hymenostomatida; Tetrahymenidae
Product: E1-E2 ATPase family protein
Exons: 1
Cellular component (GO): membrane
Molecular function (GO): P-type transmembrane transporter activity; ATP binding; ATP hydrolysis activity
Source: RefSeq, a predicted model, not a curated record
AUGAACAAAAAAGAUGAUAUCGCUUAGCAAAACACAUAAGAUGAUCUUGGAUUCAAGAAAAAAUAUGAUAGUUCCUAAAAGAUUUAACUCUUUAAAAAAGUUUAGGAGGAAUGUGUCAUUUCAAGAGUAUUUACUGUUAAACAGACUAUUUUGCAAGUCAUUUUAGAGUUUACCUCAUACCUCUUCUCUGCAGGUAUACUCUUCCUCUUGUUUUGGUGGAUAAAAGAGUGGCGAUUUAAGUGCUUCUUCACUAUUACGACGAUAGAGCAUGCCGAUAGAGUUGUAGUAUAUGGACCUGAUGGAGACAUCCAAAUCUUGAAGCUCUUUUAAGUAAAGGUGAAUGGAAAAAUGAAUAGCAAUAGUAAAUUGAAUGGUUAAUAAGAUAUUGAAAAUAAUAACUCAAAUUCAUCUGAAUUAAUUUUAGUUAAAGCUUUCGAUUAUCGUUUUAACAAAUAUUAAUAUGUCAAUGGAGAAUUUAUUCCUUACUGUGAUUCUCCUUUUGACUAUAAGAAUAAGGAAAUCAUUUCUUUAUUUAAAGAAGGCUUAACACCUGAGCAAAUACAGUAAACUAGAGAAAAAAAUGGUAGAAACAAUACUGAUAUUCCCGAUAAAGGAGUAAUUUAGCUAACAUUUGAAGAAUUAUUUUCUCCUUUCUACUUAUUUUAAGUAGGCAGUACUAUCUUGUGGUUGUUUGAAGGAUAUCGUAUUUAUGCUUACAUUAUUAUAGGUACUUCAACUAUUAGUGUAAUGCUGAAAAUCUAUGAAGAAAGACUUAAUUUCUCUAGAUUAAGAGAAUUUAGCUAUUUUAGAAGUUCAUCAUGUAUUUUCAGAAAUGGUAAUAAGUAGGUUAUGGAUUCUUAAGAACUAUGCUUUGGCGACAAAGUUAUUCUUCGUGAAGGAGAAAUAGCUCCUUGUGACUUAGUUGUUGUGAAAGGAAGCGCUGUUGUUAAUGAAGCUAUGCUUACUGGUGAAAGUAUACCCAUAGUUAAGACUUCUUUGAGCAAUAAUGAUGAAGAAUUUAACGAAAAUAAGCAAAAUGUGAUUUAUUGUGGAAGUACAAUUCAAUAAGUAACAAAUAAUUUAGAAUGCAUAGUUAUUCGUAUAGGCUUUGAGACAUUAAAAGGUAACUUGAUUCGUUCUAUUAUGUAUCCUAAGUCACAUUCUUAGAUUUCUUUCAAAAACGAUUCUGGUAAAUUUUUGCUAAUUCUUGGGUUUGUUGCUUUGAUUUCAUUCUUUGUAGCACUUAAAACUUUUAUUGACAAAAUCGAUUUAGGAUUAAUGGAAACUAAAGAUGUAGUUAUUAGAUGCUUCGAUUUAGUUACUAUUAGUGUUCCUCCUGCACUUCCUACUUGUUUGUCAUUUGGUAUUUCAUUCUCUCUAAAAAGACUUCGUAAAAGACAAGUUUACUGUAUAAAUCCUGAAAAAAUAAACAUUUGUGGUAUAGUAAGAACAAUAUGCUUUGAUAAAACAGGAACGUUAACAGAAGAAAAGCUUUCUUACAAGUUUGUCUCUACAUUCUUAAAUGAGUAAGGAUAAAACAAAUUUGAAGAGCAAGUUAUUCCAUAGCAACUUAGCAAAAAUUAAAGAAUGAUUAUGUCAUCUUGUCAUAGUUUGAUGCUUUAUAAGGGUAAGAAUGCUGGAGAUCCUCUCGAUGUUGAAAUGUUUGAGAAUUCAGGAGCAGAUUUAAUUGAAGAGGAUAAUCAUGCUUAAAAACAAAUCAAUGGAAAUAAAGUAAUUUCUGAAAUUAGCUUAAGAUCAUUUAGUUAAAAUUAAGAAACUAAAGAAGUUAUUUCUGUGUUAAAAAGAUUCUAGUUUGAGUCUGAAGUCGAAAGAAUGUCUUCUUUGAUAUCGUAUGAAAAUCAAACAUACAUAGUCACAAAAGGUUCUCCAGAAAAAGUUAAAACAAUUUGUCUCCCUCAUACAAUUCCUUAGUCCUUUGAUUCCUAACUUUAGAAAUACACUUAAGAAGGUUAUCGUGUUAUUGCUUUAAGCUAUAAGCCUAUUCAAGACUCUGAGAUAGAUUGUGCAAAGGAAAGAUUAUUUUAUGAACAUUCAUUAAUUUUUACAGGGUUCCUCGUUUUUGAGAACAAGCUUAAACCUGAGACUAUUCCUCACAUUAAAUUACUCCUUGAAAAGAAAGUCUAAAUUCAUAUGGUAACAGGUGACAAUCCCUUAACUUCCUUAAGUGUAGCUAAAUAAUGCGAUAUUCUUGAUUAAACACAAAAAAUAGGUGUGCUUGAUGUAAUUACAGAAAACGGCCAGACAAGCAGCUCUUUAGAUGGUGUAUCUACUCCAGUCGAGAAAAUUUUAGAGAAUAUGGUUUCUUAAAAACCCUAACUUGUUAUGACAGGAGCUUUCUUUGGCACAUUUCUAAAUAAUAUCAAGGAAUAAAACAAAUAGCUAUUUGCUUUACUACUUUCUCAAACAAAAGUUUAUGCUCGUAUGAAACCAGACUAAAAACAAAGCUUGAUCAGAAACCUCUAGUAAUAUUAGAAUCUUUCUUAAGGCUACUCUUUCAUAGGUAUGUGUGGAGAUGGUGCAAAUGACUGCUAGGCUUUAAAAGAUGCUGAUAUGGGUAUUUCAUUGGGAGAAGCUGAAGCUUCUAUAGCAGCUUCCUUUACAAGCAAGAUUCAAAAUAUAAGUAUUAUAGAAUACAUCUUACGUGAAGGAAGAUGCUGUUUGGCAACUUCAUUUUAAUGCUUCAAGUUUAUGUCUGUGUACAGUAUUAUUUAGACAUGCACAACUGCUAUCCUUUAUUAAAGAGGUGCUGUUCCUGGUGAUUAUCAAUUCCUUUAUUGGGAUCUCUUCAUCAUUAUACCAUUAGCAUUUUUGAUAGGUUUAACUGAUUCAGCUGAAAAACUCACUGUUAAGACACCUUCUCACCGUCUAUUUUCUUACCAAAAUAUAUUUUCAGUGAUAGGUUUGGGUAUAAUAUAAUUCAUAUUCCUUAUUAUCUCAAUAUCCAUUAUAACUCCUGAAGACUGGUAUAUUUCACCCAUUGAUAUUAACAUAAAAAGUUAAUCUGAUCCUUCUGUGUUAUUAUCCAACUCUUUUGAUAAUGCAGUUCUAUUUUGGGUAUCUAAUUUCCAAUAUAUCUGUUCAGUGAUAGCCUUUUCAGUUGGAUCAUAAUACAAAAAGCCUUUUUAUACUAAUUUCUACUUUACCUUUUUCUUAUUUGCUAUCAUAACUCUUUCUAUUUAUGCUCUGUUUUCAUAAGAAAUGAACUUUACUGAGUUCUUUUAAAUUUCUGCAAUAGCUUACGAUAAUGAUGGUAAUCCUAUGAGUAAAAUGCCCUAUUAUUGGAGAUACAUUUUUGGAGGAUUAAUAAUAGUGAAUAUGAUUAUUAACAUAUUAUAUGAAAAAUAUAUAGUUAAUAUUCUUUGUGGCUUAUUUGAGAAAUUGUUCCCUUCUUUAGUCUACCAUGGUACUUUUAAUACCAAAGAUAUUCAAAUAUCUGACCUUAAUAAAGCAAAUGAUGAUAUGGCAAAAGUUGAAAUGGUUCAAAUAUGA